AUGGCAGGUAGAAAAGUUUGGGGGUUGAAGCAGCUGUAUCUGCAGAUGUCAUGCAAGAGAAGAAAGUUUGAAGCUUUCUUCAGGAGAUGGGCCUCAACCUCAUCACAAGUGCAUGAGAAUUGCAAAGCCUCACUGCUGAAGAAAUUGAAUGCCAAGAUUCCUGAAGAGAGCGACAAUGUCUGCAUCUACCGAGUCCCCACAAAACUGCGUCAAGUAGAGGCAAAGGCAUAUGAUCCAAGCAUUGUAUCGAUCGGCCCUUAUCAUCAUGGAGAUCAACACUUGAAAGAAAUGGAGGAGGUAAAGCUAAAAUUUUUCCACAGGGUUUUCAAGUCAAGACAAGAAGGUGAAGACGAACUAGACAGAGUGAUUUCAGCAAUGGAGAAACUAGAGCCAAGGGCUAGGAGUUGUUACGCAGACGAUGUUAAGCUGAGCAGAGACGAGUUCAUUGAGAUGAUGACCAUCGAUGGCUGCUUCAUCCUGCAGCUCCUGAGGGAGCAUCUCCCGGAGAUACAGGAUCAGGACCGGAAAAGGCAAGCGCACAUGAUCCGAUCUGUAACUGCGUUAAAGGAAGCAGGAGUAGUCCUUGAGAAAUCACCCAAUGACAGGGCAUUGGACGUCCAAUCCGAGGGAAGGUUCCUGAAGAUUCCGCCACUCCACAUCGACGAUCACAGAGGCACCUUGUUCCGCAACAUGGUGGCCUUCGAGCAAUGCCACAAGAAAUGCAAACCCAACGCGACGGCAUAUCUAUUCUUCUUUGACGGGCUCGUGAACUCGGCGGACAAUGUGGAAAUCCUCCAUUACAAAGGCAUAGUCCACCACUCCCUCGGAAGUAACGAAGAGACGGCGAAUCUGGUGAACAAGCUGUGCAGAGAAGUGGACUGGGAUGGAGAAGAGUCGUAUCUGCACAAAGUGGUGUGCGAAGACAUUGGCGUCUACUUCAUGAGCGCUCACGCGAAGCUCAGAGGGCGCCUCGUUCAUUACUACUUCAACAACUGGACAGUCGGAAUUUCGACUGUGGCAGGAUUGUUCGCGCUAUAUCUGACGCUAAUCCAAACAGGUUGCAGUGUCGCUGAUGCACUAGAAUAUAUGCAGGAGGAAAGCUUCUGCUCAUACCUAAGUCUAUCAUUUUUUCUGCCCUUCUCUCGCCCCUUCAUGCCGCUAGAUCAAAAGGAUUUGAACAAGGAAUGA
Molecule: messenger RNA, 1188 nt
Organism: Eucalyptus grandis
Lineage: Eukaryota; Viridiplantae; Streptophyta; Magnoliopsida; Myrtales; Myrtaceae
Exons: 2
Coding region: 1-1188 (395 amino acids)
Source: RefSeq, a predicted model, not a curated record